Messenger RNA from Wasmannia auropunctata (little fire ant), 3876 nucleotides. It is a transcript of the gene CoRest, whose product is annotated as REST corepressor 3. Gene Ontology annotation, molecular function: transcription corepressor activity. Gene Ontology annotation, biological process: negative regulation of DNA-templated transcription; regulation of transcription by RNA polymerase II. The record is from RefSeq and is a predicted model, not a curated record. The transcript has 10 exons. The coding region runs from base 520 to 1938 and encodes 472 amino acids. Gene Ontology annotation, cellular component: transcription regulator complex; histone deacetylase complex. NCBI's taxonomy places the organism in Eukaryota, Metazoa, Arthropoda, Insecta, Hymenoptera, Formicidae.
AACAUCUGAAAAUCGCGGACCAGUCUCGUAUUCGCGUGCCCACGGCGUUGUUCGAGAUACGAAUAUUGGAGCCUCGCUGCUGCUCCGAUUUCGGACUUUUGAGCGGAGGUGAGAGAAUUUCGCACGGUGGCAAGGGUGAACGGCGGCUUCCUUCGGGGGGUCGCUUCCUCCGGCGAGAUCGCUCGUCGCGAAUCGUUAGUCUCGUUACCACGCGAAAGAGUUGACCGUGCCAUUUCUCUCUCUACCAAGCGCGACGCCGCCGGCCAAUGAGGUCGCGCGUGGUGGCCGGCCAUUUUACUUUCGCUACGAUCGCGCGAGGCGGCAGCUGAAGGAUCUCGGUCGGGUCUCGCCAUACCGUCAUGCAGUUUCGAGGAGGAUCGUAAGCGGGAGCAGUUGGGUUCUAGUCUGGCUCUAGUCCGAGGACUUCGCCGCAUCCCGCGUCCUGCCUGCAGCGGCACCGGCGUAUCCGCGCGACUCGGCGCACCGCGAUCCCCGUCCGACGAGCAAACGUCCGCCGCGAUGGUCCUGGCGGAGAGAAAUUCGGAAAACGUGCGUAACGGCCGCCGAUCGCGAGGCCCCAGCCCCAACGCACAGACCGAGUCGUCCAGCGAGGAGGAAGGAGUUCCAGCGGAGAAAAUAAGAGUUGGUCGAGAUUAUCAAGUCGUCGUUCCAGAAUUUGUUCCUGUUAAUGAACGUCGCUUGGAUCAGUGUCCUGAUAGGGCAUUGUUAGUUUGGUCACCUACCACUGAUAUACCAGAUCAAAAAUUGGACGAGUACAUUAUAUUAGCUAAAGAGAAGUACGGUUACAAUGGAGAACAGGCGUUGGGAAUGCUGUUUUGGCAUAAGCACAAUUUGGAGCGUGCAGUUCUGGAUUUGGCGAAUUUUACACCAUUUCCCGACGAGUGGACGGUCGAAGAUAAAGUAUUGUUUGAGCAAGCGUUCCAAUUUCAUGGCAAGAGUUUCCAUCGCAUCCGGCAAAUGCUGCCUGAUAAAUCUAUUGCGAGUCUGGUGAAAUACUACUACAGCUGGAAGAAGACGCGAACUAGAACGUCACUCAUGGACAGGCAAGCGCGUAAAUUAACGAGUGGCUGUAAAGAAGGCGAGAAUGGCAGUGAAAAUGGAAGUGAGCUUGGCUCCAACACUGAUAGCGAAUCCGAAGAAAAAAAAUGGACGAUCCACCGCGGAAUACGUCGUGGAAAGAACCAAGCUGUGCCAGGAAGCCAAGGCACUGACGCUAAGGCCCCAUCCGACUCGGAAAACGCCCCUCAGGUUCAGGGCUCGUGUAGCAACUGUGGCGUUGCGUGCCAUAGUGUUCGUGCGACGCCCAAGGGACACGCGUGUCAUAGCUGCUAUCUACAUUGGAGGCGCACCGGUGUAGCAAGACCGUUAACUUCCAUGCCGGGUCGUACGAAUAAAAGAAAACCACCCCGGGGCUUGGUUGUGAAUCACGAUGAUUUGGCGGCGUUGGCUGGUCAACCAAAUCAGGCCAACAACAGUUUGCAAGCUAUCGACACUGAGAUCGUUAGCCUAAAACGUCAAAUACAAGCUAAUAAACAACAAGUGAGCGCUCUGAAACGAAAGACAACCGAUGGCAUCGAUCAUCUACGACCGCCGGAAGUGUCAAGCCGUAUAAACGCUCGCUGGACAAAUGACGAACUGCUAUUAGCCGUUCAAGGCAUUAGAAAAUACGGAAAGGAUUUCGCCGCAAUCGCUGAAGUUAUUGGAACCAAAACUGAAGCCCAUUUACGAUCAUUUUUUGUAAACUAUCGACGAAGAUAUAAUUUGGAUGCAGUUCUAAAGGAAUUUGAGGCUGAAAAUGGUCCCAUUCUUAUCGAUGACGAAAAAGAAGAAAAGAUGGACGUUGAUCAAUCAAAUGAUACUGCAGAAUCGUCUCAGAAAGGGAAAACUUCCACUGGACCCGGACAAGCUGCUAAAUAACAAAUGAGUAUAAUCUCAAAUACAAAACGAGAAAAGAAUAAUUGCAGGCUCAGUGAUAGUAGCCGAUAAUAGCGUUGAUUUAUUGAAUUUAAUCAUUUGAAUUUCACUUUUUCAAAUUUUAUUUCAUCUCACUCAAGAGCGAUAUGUGGAACACAGAAAUUUACUUUUUUUGAAGAUCCAAACUUAGCUGCAUGAUGAAUAGCAUCAGGAUCAUCUAAAUGAUGUUUGUGUUACGAUAAUGCAUUUAUUAUAAUCUGAUACUCUGAUGAGGCAGUUUUAUCGUCUGUACCGAAGGCUGGAUUUUAAUCAUCUAUAUUUGAAAGAUAGUUAUGUAUCAUACAUUAUGUAUUAUACAUUAUAUUGAAAAUGUGUAUCAUACAUGUGUGUAUCAUACAUUAUGUUAAAACAUUAAAAUUCUUACUGAGAGCGCGUAUUUGCAAAAAGAAAAAAACAAACACGCAUCACACGUAUGAUAUACCGCAAAACGCUUAUCACACUAUAUAUUGUAUAUAGCAUCAAAAUGCAAGUUAUAUUUAGAAGUAAACUUCAAAUAUUAUUUUCAUAUAUAUUAACGAAAAUUUAUUUUUCUCGUUUAUAUAUUACUUAAACUAUAAUGUGGAUUUGAAUUAAUGUGUAAAACAAUUCCGUACGAAUCUUAUAGAAAAUAGAUUUCGGUCAAUUUACUUCAAAUUUUGUAGCUCAUGUCAAACUGAUUAAGAGUCACGGGCACAAAGCUCCAAAUGCCUUGGUUUUUGCUUGAGAACCUUUGGAAGGUCUUUAAACGGAAAUGUGCAGAAAAAUGUGAUCAUAUCUAAUGAAUUUUUUUUUCUCAUCUUUGAUUCAAGUAAUUCUCGAUUAAGAUUUAAUACAUUAUACAUAAUAAGCGAGGGAACUCGCAGAAAUGAAGCACUCCGUACGUGAGAAGUAACGGGACUCAGGGAAAUCAAUUUCGACUUUUCUGUACUUUUCUAUAUAAGAUAUAAAGAUCUUCCGAAGGUGGAGCAAAAAUUAAGGGCAUUUAGAGCUUUGUAUCCGUAAAGAUUUUUAAUAUGUUCGUUGACAAGCGCGUAAUGGAUCUAUGCGUUUAGUUAAAGCGGGCAAGCUAUUCGGGCUUUGAAUAUGAAACUGUACAAAAAAAUAAUUUUUGUAACAUUGGCUUCCAGAGGUGGUGUAUCUUUUCAAAAGCGCAGCGAACGUGUUAAUCAGUUUGACGUAAACUGCAAAAUCCCAACAUUUGAAGUAAAUUGAGGGAAAAUCAUUUUCCGUAAAAUUUGUGCAUGAUUGUUUGUAACAAUGUUAAAUUAUAAAAAUGAUCUCAUUUGAAAAGACAGUGAGAGAGAAAGAAGUAUUUAAAAGUAGAAGUAUUAUAAUAAAUUAUCAGAGAAAUCAUAGAGACGUUACGUUAAAAGAAUUUUAUGGACUAAAAAUUGUAUUAAAGCGCUCUGACGAAUUAUGAGGAAUGGUUUAAUGUUCAAAUGUCUACGUUCUCAUUUUUAUUAUUAUUCACUCUGCAGUGAGAGGUUUUGCGGUGAAAAUUACUACAUUUUGUAUUAAUUUCACUAUUAUGCAUACUUAAUAAGCUCUCGUAAUAAUUUUGGAUACUUUCAACAUUUUUUUCUCUUCUUUUUGUUCUAUAAUAGUCGUCUAUAAUUAUAGCUUUUAGUCCCACCAAGUCUGCUAGUAGUGACAACAAAUGUAGGCAAUGACUUUGAAUAAUUUUUCUUUGAUUAAUUUCUGCAUAAUUAAAAUACUGUGAGAAUAAGUGUUCUAUACAAUAUAAGGAUGUCAGGCACUUCAAUAUUAUUUCUCGUUUAUACGUGGAUUACAAAUUUGAUAUAGUUUGCACUAAUCUGUACACUUGAAAGAGCUCGAUUGCGUAUAAUAAUAAUGCCAUAAUAUAACAAUCUUUCACAUUAUGAUGAGCAAUAGCCAAAAAAA